UGAUAUGGCAGCUUUGAGAGCGACCAGGUGGAACUUGUUUUGUUCACACGGUUAGAUGAGAGAUUAUGAAGAGACGCUGAGGACACACGGCAGCUGGGAGAAAUGAUUUACUUAAUUUUGAUCUCGGCUUUCUCCGGAGCAGUCCUAACGCUGCUCCUACAGUUCUUACUGAUCUACCGGAGGAGCCCUGAGCCCGUAGGCAGGACAGUGCAGUAUGUCAAAGUAGUGCCUGAUAACGCAUUGAAGGAUUACUUUAAUACCCAACAUGCCGAACCAGGCCAGCAGCAGCAGGACAGCUCAGCAUCUGCUGCAUGGAAGCAGACCGAGGCCGCCUCGACACGGCAGCAGGAAGCGGCUGUCAGCGGCGGCAGCCCCAAACAACAGCCGCCGCCACCGCCUUCUCACGGCGAGCUCGUACCUGAAACGUGUAAUUUCCUAAACGCGAUCUUUCUCUUCCUAUUCAGGGAGCUCCGUGACACCCCGGUGGUCAGACACUGGCUCACCAAGAAGAUCAAGGUGGAGUUUGAGGAGCUGCUGCAGACCAAGACGGCAGGUCGGCUCCUGGAGGGACUCAGCCUCAGAGACAUCUCCCUCGGUAAUUCUCUGCCGGUCUUUAAAACCGUCAAACUCAUGAAGCCAGUCCACCUGAACGAGGACGGCAUGCCCGAGGAGCUCAACUUUGAGGUGGACCUCGAGUACAAUGGCGGCUUCCACCUCGCCAUCGACGUCGACCUGGUGUUUGGGAAGUCAGCCUACCUGUUCGUGAAGAUGAGGAGGGUAGUAGGGAGGCUACGGCUGCAGUUCACGCGCAUGCCCUUCUCCCACUGGUCCUUCUCCUUCCUCGAGGACCCGCUGGUGGAUUUUGAGGCCAAGUCCCAGUUUGAGGGAAGGCCCCUGCCUCAGCUCACCUCCAUCAUUGUGAACCAGUUAAAGAGGGUCAUCAAGAAGAAGCACACUUUACCCAACUACAAGAUCAGAUAUAAGCCGUUCUUCCCGUUCCAAGUGCAGCCUCCGCUCAGUCCAGCCUGUGAUCUGGACCUGUCGGUGCAGGACAGCCGGCUGGUGGAGGGCCGACUCAAAGUUACCCUCAUUGAAUGUAGCAGACUGUUCAUCCUGGGCUCCUACGACAGAGAAACCUACGUCCACUGCACCCUGGAGCUGAGCAGCAACCAGUGGAAGGAAAAGACCAGAAGCUCCAUCAAACAGACGGAGGUAAUCAAAGGACCAUGUGGCAGUGUGGGGAUGACCUUCAGGCAUGUCCCGGCCACAGAGGGGGACGCCGUUCAUGUCAGCAUCGAGACGGUCACGCCCAACUCCCCUGCAGCCUUGGCAGACCUGCAGAGGGGUGAUCGGCUCAUCGCCAUUGGAGGAGUCAAGGUGACAUCCUCAGUUCAAGUGCCAAAGCUUUUGAAACAAGCUGGAGACAGGGUAGUGGUACUUUACGAGAGGCCGGUUCGUCAUCAGACUCCCUCUUUCGGAAGCCUUGGAACGCUACAGGAAGGGUUCGGGCAGCUAGAGGAAACAGGAUUUAUUUCCCAGCCAGGGGGUUACGAGGAAGAUCCCGCCCCCAUCACCACCCUCUCUGACAUAUCAGACAGCAAAGACAUAGACUCUGAGUUUGAAGAGCUGAUUGUGGACUCCAAACCUAGCCAGACUGGUGGCACCGUUAGCAGUGUCUCAAACACAAGUGACGUCAAAGAGGACUCCUUACUGUCAGUAAACCAAAGCCCCAAAAGGACUGUGGCCAACUUGGCCUCUAAGCCCCUUGGAACCAUAUCACCCAUCCUCAACCGCAAGUUAAACCUGGUGGGUCUCCAGUCACCACUAAAACCCCAACCCAAAGAUUCACCAAAGCCCUCACCACAUAAGACUAGUAGUGAUCUAGGCGAGGGUCUGCAACGCCCAAAUGUCCCUCCUCCGCCUCCUCCUUCUCGCCCCCCAGUGCCACCAAGACCUCAGAUAAGGUUGACGUCAGCCUCAUCAGAGACCAGUCUUUUAGAGAGCGUUGAUUCUGUUGCACUGAACAAUGCUGCAGCCACUUCAAACCUUCCCGCCACCACCCCUGCUUCUGAAAAAUCUCCUGAGAAAACUGCUGCGACUGGAGUAAUGGAGGACAAGGCAGGCACUGAGAAAACCAGUGUGAAGCAGCCUGAAGUGAAGCAGUCUACCAGGCCAGCAGAGUCCAGUGAUGAUUUAUCAGUUUCUUCCACUGUGACCACCAGCAGCAAGGCUGAUCAAGCAAGGGACAAAGCUUCAGAAAGCUCUUGCAGCACAAGGGACAGUUUGGAGGACCAUUCCCUAUGGGAGUCCCCAGAAACCUUGUUUCGAAACCAGACGUCCCGCUGGAACAAGGCCUCUGUUGUGUUUGAAGUGGAGAGCAACCAUAAGUACCUUAAUGUGGCCCUGUGGUGCAAAGAUCCCUUUAAGCUAGGCAGUUUGUUGUGCCUGGGUCAUGUCAGCCUUCAGCUGGAGCAUCUAGCCCUAGAAUGUAUGGCUACAUCUUCAGCAGAGUACCAGAGCACCUUUAGGUUGGGGCCGCCAGAGCCCAGAGCUAAUGUCAGUCGCACUGCACUACGUAGUCUCAGCACCCACAAGGGCUUCAACGAGAAGCUGUGCUAUGGAGACGUCACUCUGAACUUCUGUUACCUGGCAGAGGGAGAGUUUGAGUAUCCUGUGGGUAUGGCUGAACGGGAGCGAGAGGGAAGUCUCCAAGAUGAGGAUCUAAGGGAGAGGGAAAGGGAGCAUAUCUCCUCAGCCCCACGUGACGACUUGGCCUACGGGGCCAUGCAGCUUGUCGAGGUUCGUCACAACUUCCAGGACACCCAGUUCCAAAAUCCCACCUGGUGUGAAUACUGCAAGAAGAAGGUGUGGACCAAGGCGGCCUCUCAGUGUAUGAUCUGCGCCUACGUCUGCCACAAGAAGUGCCAGGACAAGUGCCUUGCUGAGAAUCCUUUCUGUGUGGCAGCGACCGAACGCCGUGGAGCUGACCCUGAAGCAAAAUCAACCAUAAACCGGGCUACUACUGGUCUAACACGCCACAUCAUCAAUACCAGCUCUCGUCUGCUCAAUCUUCGCCAAGUGCCCAAGACUCGGCUGGUGGAGCAGGUGGCUGAUGUGGUGCCCGGAACGGUGGAGCCCUCCCCCAAGCAUACCCCUAACACUUCAGACAAUGAGAGCAGCGACACUGAGACCUACACUAGUGGCGCAAGCCCAUCGAAGCAGCCCGUUGGCUCUGGUGGCGGCAGUAAACUUGUACGCAAGGAAGGUGGACUGGAUGACAGCGUUUUCAUUGCUGUGAAGGAAAUAGGCCGCGACCUGUACCGGGGGCUUCCCACUGAUGAGCGUUCCCAGAAGUUGGAGUUGAUGCUGGACAAGCUGCAGCAAGAAAUCGACCAGGAGCUGGAGCACAAUAACGCCCUUCUGCUAGAGGAGAGAGAGGCUACAGAUGCCCGUCGCAAGGCUCUCAUUAGUACUGCACUGGCAAAGUCUGGGGAGAGACUCCAGGCCCUCACUCUGCUUAUGAUCCACUACCGGGCAGGCAUCGAGGACCUGGAGUCAGUGGAGAGCACGUCUCCUUCUGAGCAGCAGGGCUUUAAAAGCAAAGCCGAGGGCCCGGAGGAAGAGGCCCUGAUGGGGGCCGAGUUAUAUGACAGUGACAUAUGCAGCCCAGUGGAAGUACAGCUGCUGGAUGACAUAACUGAGGAGCAGAUCUGUGUCGAGGCACUCCACUGAAAAACUAGCAAAGAGGGAGAGGAGGGAUGAGCGCCCUGGCGUGGGCUCUGGGAAAAUAAGUUUGUAUUCUGAGAUUUCAGAAGUCUGUUUUAAAUAUCAAGGAUGUGGGGGUCCAGCGUUUGAAUCACUGUUGUUUUUUUAGGUGAAAAAAGGGAAAAUGAUUUUCCUUUCAAAGGAUUCUUGGUAAACCUUUUAUUGAUGUUUUGAUUUGCACAGUGUGAUGCUGUUUCCACGCUCUUGGUUUUAAAGGGAAGCUUGAGAGCUAGACUUUUAUCUGCCCUCAGUAGUGCUGCAUGUUUAUCCUCCACUUUUGUUUUCCUGUGGCUUCAAGAUUUCAUUGUAAGCAUUUGAUUCAGUUUGCUUUCUUGUCUUCUGUAUCUGCUUUGCCAUAAGGACUUUAGAUAACAAGCACAUUGCUGUGCUUUACCGUCUGGUUUACCUUUUGUGAAGAAAACGUAUGGUUCAGUAUGUUUGCUUUAACAAGCCCAUAUGAAGGUGAACUACUUAAGUUUUAACAGUGUGAAUACUACCAGGGAAAAGCAGGUUAAGACAUCCAGCUGAGUGUUAACAGUCAUGUGUCUAAGGACCCUGCAGUUGUCAUAAAUAUCCUUUAUUUUGAGCACCUUUUUGUACUGUAAUAAACUUGGAUUUUAGAAGUGAUUCUCUUUGCUUGCAAAGCUCUUUGGGAUGUCAGCAGCUGCGUAAAUAUUAGUGAAAACCUUUAUUAUUUGCUUCUCUUUUGUGGUAUAUUUGUUUUUUGUUUGGCCAAAUAUGAUUGACUAUACAAUCCAUAUUUUUAUUUCUUUCUCCCUCAAUUUUGCUUCAUGCAGAACAACCCAUAAAGUCAGUUUACUGCAUCAUGUGUGCAUUUGGAAAUGCACAUUGGCCUUUUUUUUUUUUUUUUUUUUGUCUGAUCUUUUUGAAUGUUCCACAUGAGCCCCAAUGAGUUUCAAACUUUAAUUUUAUUAUUUUAACAUCUCUAUGUGUAUGUAUGAUGAUUUUAAUGCUUCCAAAGUUAUCAUGUGCAGAUCAUUUGGCUUCAUGAAUUGUUUUCAGACCCCGAUGAAUGUAUGUUCAGCCCUUGCUGUGUUUUGUGCAUAUGCAGCCGUUUGGCAAUGCCUUUCCCCUAAUUCCCAGCAAAACAUCAAGCAUCAAUGUAGCCUGCUACAGUAAGUCUAUCAUAAGCAGUUCGAGCCCCAAAUGCUUUUCUGGUCCUCUGUUUAACAACCACAGAGAGCCACUGGACAGUUAUUGUUUUACAUAGAGGGAAUAUCUUUCAUUUUGUGUAUUAAAAGGAAAAAUCUACCCUGAAAGAUUGAAAAUUACUUUUAAUAGUCAUCAUUAAGGACUAAUUGCUCUUUAAAAUACUAACAGUUAGCAGCCAGUCAGUCAUGAUGUAGGCUAAAUAGUGGCAUUGAGACAGCAUAUAGAGGGAAUUCAUGUACACACAAAACUAUCAGGAAUCCAGUUCAGAGGGAUGGAUUGAUGUAGUACAGUGAAAAGACAAGGAAAUGUAUAAAAUUUGCCUAGUGAUCACAACAUAUUGCAGGUUAGUCCGCAGCAAGAAGGGAAAAAGAGUAAUGCUUUCUGGGGUCCAGAGUGAUGGAGGAGUCCAUGACGGCUAGCAAACAUGAUCCAUUCUUAAUUUAAGCAAUGGUGAGCUUUUAUUUUAAAGUUUAAUACCCAUUAUUACUCAUAAAGAGACAAAAAUGCCCAUUUUCAUAAUUUCCCCUGCCUUAAAAUGAAGCUCUCCUCUUCUUAAAAUGGUAUGAGCCUUAACUUUUGUAACAUUAAUGUUGUAGGUGGGGUGUUUUGAUGCUAUGCUUGCACUUUUUUUAGUCCCAAAGCUGAUUAGUCCUGGAGGCUAAUGCUAACACUACAGAUCCAAUGGGAAAUUGCUUAUUUAAUAGAUGGCACCAACGAGGGGCCAUUUACUGGGCCGAACAGCGACUUCUAUGGACAGGCAUGCAGCAGAGUCCUGCAUGGGUUUAAUUUUACAAACCUGCAUCAGCCAGCACAGCUCAGUACCUUAAUAUGACCCUUUACUCUCAAUAAGACAAAUUUAGACCAAAUCCUGAAACACUGAACCUGACCUGAACUGUUUCAGCACCUUUAUCAUGAUAAUAUGUAACAUAAGGCUGUAUGAUCUCUGCAUGAGCCACUUUAUUGAAGAUGCUGCCAUGCCUGUGUUCUUACCAUCACCAUCCAAGAAUGGUAGCGCUCUCAUAGUUGCACAUAAAUGCUUCUCCAUCUCCAGAAGUCUUGUUAUCUGUUGAAAACUGGAUGUAUCCAUUGAAAUAAAUGUUUUCCUCUGUGAAGAAGAAUUAGGUUAUACCUAAUUAUUAAUGCUAGUAAACCUUACCAAGAUUUUCCCGUCCCGUUCAGCACUGUAGUCAAAUGAUAGAUUACAAGAAAGUUCCUACCAAGCACUCACAGAUAUACAUAGCACAUACAUGUUUCAUUAACCCUUUUGAGGAAAAAUGCUCCAUUACAGAGCUAAAGAAGUAAUAAAACUUGAAAUUUAUAAUAGGGGUGCUGUAAGUGAUUUAUGGUUGCAGUGUUGUUCACAUACUUUGUUAAACAGAGUAAUAUUCGAACAGUUGAUCAGAUGAAGUUUAGUCUUUUUUUUUCCCUCUCCUGCUGUGUGAAAUUGCACACAUGCUCUCUUUUCCACUCUGUUCGGAAGUUAUUUUGAACAAUUUUAAUACUUUACAUUUUCCUGUACUAUUUUGUAUUAUAGUUGCAUGGUUAACAAAAAACAUUAUACAUGAUAGUUCCUACCAAGCGCUUGCAGACGCACAGAGCAUGUACCUCUUCAUGUUUGAUUUUAUCCUUUGGGAGAAAGUGGAGUAAAACUUAGUAUUUAUUACAGGGGUGCUGGAAGUGAUUUAAAGUUACAGUGUUGUUCACACACUUUGGUAAACAGAGAAACAUUCAGACAGUUGAUCAAAAGAAGUUUAGUCUCUUUGUACCUCCAUCUCUUCUCUCUCACCCAGAAGUUGUUUUUGAUUUAUGAAAAACUAUGACCAGACUAUUUAUUUUAUCCAAUUUAUUUUCUUUUGCUGCUUGAUCAAUAUGGCAUCACUGUUACUGUGUGCUUAAUGAACACGAGGCUGUGUGCAGUAUGCUUGUUUCUGCAGAAACUGCUCUGUCUGAAAGAGUUGAUUAUUUUGAAUUUCAAAUCUACGAGACAACUAAAUGUGAGCACAACGAUGGCAAACUCCAUCCUGCUUUAGCUUUAAAGCACUUCAUUUGAUUUCUCAUCACUGAUUUACCCCCAGAAAGAAGAAUUUAAGUGUUUUUAAACCAUGUUGAACCCCAACAGCCAGAAGUGCCCUGUAAAGUUUGACUUCAGGUGAUCCAUUCUUAUCACCAUGUAAAUACUUUAAAGCAUCUUCACUCACAGUGGUGCUGCUGCUAACAUGCACUCUUUAAGUAUAAUAACCAUGAACACAUUACACAGCAGACUUUCCAUGAAGGUAAUCAAAGGGAUACUGUGGCAGUUUCUAAAAUACCCAUGGUGACCCUAUGGUCACAGGUCAUUACCAUAUAAUAACCUUCUUUACUGUUAUUUCUCAUGUGUUAUCUAGUAUAAGACUGUGAGCUGCUUACCUGAACAGUUGAUUAAAGGGACAGGAGGGUUUAGCAGGCUGGAUAAUUUCAGUGUGAAAAGUUUACAUAAAAAUUAAAGAUGGAAUCAUUUCCAUAACCCCAUGCACGAUUUAAACCAAUGACGUACUCUGCUUUUAGCAAACAUUUAAUGGUGUGAAAGUUCUAAAACAAGAUUUUUACUGCAUCACAGUUUACAAAAAGCAGGUUACAAAAGCAGCAACUAAACAACCAAAGGAGCUUUACAAAUAAAGACAAUAUGAGAAAGAUAAAAUUAGCUGGAUUUUAUGUUUAUUCUUACCUGAUACCUGCUCAAAUUUACUUCAUUUUUACUGUGCCUCUACCCAUAAAUGUAUGCAGUUGUAUAUAUUUUUUACCUGAUAAAUAACUGAAGGCUACCUUUCAGGUACGAUCCAUUGCACAGCUAAAAAGGUUUUCUUGUCAAGUGCAUUGAAGAGAAGCAGACCCCGUCACAGCUCAAAUAAACAUUAGGCUCUUCUAAUGACAUUAAAAAAUCUCCAGGAUUACACUUUGAGACAUCUGAUUUACCUGCAGUACAAAACCCAAGAUGAUUCCCUUAGUCACUCCAGCCAGUACUGAAAUAGCAAUGCAUCAGACAUUAAACAUGAGUGUUAGUGAUCAGUGGGUAGAUUUUUCCUUUUAAAGCAGCGCUGCUCCAGAUGGAUAGUUCACAUGAAUGAGAUAGAGUUGUCAUUGACCAGAGUGGGAGGAAGCACAGGCCCGUUUUCUUUGUGCAAUAGAUGUGUUGCUCAUUUAGAUAUCAGCGUACUGGCUGCUGUAUCCGUCAGCUCUUCUUAUUUCUGUAUAACCAGAUUUUUUUGUGCAAUAUUUUUGUAGGAAGUGAAGCUGAUAAUCAGAAGUGACCCCCAUGUCUUUGACCUCUUCUCUUUAAACUGUGCAGUCUGUGUGCCCUUCUGUCUGCUAAUGUACCCGCUGGGUUUUGGGGACCAAUGAGAAGCUGAGUGGAGUUAACCCCUCGUUUGGCCUGAGAAGCACUGCUUUUACUGCUGCUGCUGUUGUUAUUACGAUGUGCUCUUCCACAGUACUCAUGAUCACACGCUUCUGCCCCCCCUUCCCCCAGCUUUAACCUUUGAAACUGCACCUCCGAUAUCAGCGCCUGCCACAGCUUUCACCAGGCCAAGAUGGUGUUCUUUACUUUGUUGUGUUUGUGAGGGAUGUUGUACACAUUUUUUCAGAAGGCCCAUGUGAUGAAGCUUUAUUGUACAUAACCUAAAUAAACAAGCUCAAAUCAA
Cheilinus undulatus (humphead wrasse) is the source of this 8615-nucleotide messenger RNA. It is a transcript of the gene pdzd8, whose product is annotated as PDZ domain containing 8. Gene Ontology annotation, cellular component: mitochondria-associated endoplasmic reticulum membrane contact site. Bases 103 to 3732 code for a protein of 1209 amino acids. The record is from RefSeq and is a predicted model, not a curated record. The transcript is spliced from 5 exons. Gene Ontology annotation, biological process: mitochondrial calcium ion homeostasis. Gene Ontology annotation, molecular function: lipid binding; protein binding. Lineage: Eukaryota; Metazoa; Chordata; Actinopteri; Labriformes; Labridae.